Molecule: messenger RNA, 2875 nt
Organism: Anolis carolinensis (green anole)
Lineage: Eukaryota; Metazoa; Chordata; Lepidosauria; Squamata; Anolidae
Gene: siae
Product: sialic acid acetylesterase
Exons: 10
Coding region: 582-2123 (513 amino acids)
Biological process (GO): carbohydrate metabolic process
Molecular function (GO): sialate O-acetylesterase activity
Source: RefSeq, a predicted model, not a curated record
UUUGAGAGACCGUGAACUGGCCCCGUUUAAAAGGUUUGGGGACCCCUGCUCUACUGUAUCUGUAGUGGAGUCUCCAUUAAACUAUAGAGCUCAGUUUAGGUGGUUCAGCUUAAUAAACGUUUUCCUUGUUUUGAUGACAGAAUGGAUUCGGAAAUGAUAUUUAUAACCCUGGAACAGAAUCGUGUUGCAUAGUGCAAACUGGAUUAUAUGGCAGUGUAGAUCCAGCCUAAACUAUAGCGCUCACAGCACCUAAUAUUCACGGGUGACUUCCCAUCCAUGCACUAACCAGGGCCAGCGCUUUUGAGGUCCCAAGAGCAGAUGGGCUCUGCUGUCUGUGGGCAGUGAUUGCCAUUCUCUCGCCCUGGACUUCAUUUCCCAGAAGCCUCGGCUGCUGUAGCCAAUGGCCAGGGCUCCUGGGAGCUGAAGUCCAGAGCCGCGGGCGCUUCUGUCUGCUUCCUUCCCUCCGGGCUUGCUCCAGCCCAGUGUGAGGUCACACAAGGCGGCUCCUCCCUCCCAGCCGCGCGUCAACCCUCGGAGGAUUGUCCCGGGCUCUUGGAAGCGUUGGCUGGAUCGUGAGGGCCAUGGUGGUCCCGUGGCUCUUCCUCGCCCCCGUCCUCCUCGCUUGGAGCGCAGGUGCCCAGUUUCGCUUUGCAAACUAUUAUGGCGAUCACAUGGUGCUGCAGAAGGAACCCAGCUGUGCAAUCCUCUGGGGCUAUGGAACCCCCGGGGCCAAUGUUACCGUGACUGUUUCCCUGGAGCAGAACUUUACUAUGAAAGAAAUUGCAGAAGUGCGCGCAGACUCUAAGUGGAAAGUUAUCCUGAGACCCAUAGCCCCCGGUGGCCCUUACAGGAUAGAGGCCAGGCAGUGCUACGAACAAGAGGUAUCAAAUGUGACCCUGAACGAUGUCUAUUUCGGAGACGUCUGGCUUUGCAGUGGACAAAGUAACAUGGAGAUGACCGUUUCCCAGAUAUUCAAUGCCAGUCAGGAGCUUGCAGAGGCCAAACAAUAUCCCCUUGUGCGAGUUUUUGCAGCUGGUCUUGUCGAAUCUGAUGCAGAACUAGAGGAACUGGGAGCUAUCGACUUGCCAUGGUCUGUCCCAACAGCUGAAAACCUUGGCCAUGGAGACUUCCGCUACUUCUCUGCCGUGUGCUGGCUUUUUGGCCGACAUUUGUUUGAUGCGCUGCAGCAUCCUAUAGGACUAAUAGACUCCACUUGGGGAGGGACUCCAAUUGAAGCCUGGUCUUCUAAUAGAGUACUGCAUGAAUGUGGACUCUCAAAAGACACCCAAAGAAAUCUUUCCUUGGUUCCUAAUGGCGGCCCCAAAAGUCCAUCUGUGCUCUGGAAUGCCAUGAUCCAUCCUUUUGCCGACAUGACCCUCCGAGGGGCUAUUUGGUAUCAAGGUGAAGAAAACACACACAUGAACACAGAUCUGUACAACUGUACAUUCCCUACCCUCAUUGAAGACUGGCGGAGGACCUUCCACGAAGGCUCCAUGAGACAAACUCAACUGUAUUUUCCCUUUGGUUUUGUCCAGUUAUGCACAAAUCACCACAUAGCACCCGAUGACAACUUCGCACGUAUCCGGUGGCAUCAAACUGCAGACUUUGGCUAUGCUCCUAAUAAGAAAAUGCCCAAUACCUUUAUGGCUGUGACCAUAGAUCUUGGUGAUAAUAGUUCUCCCUAUGGCAGCAUCCACCCCAGAGAUAAGCAGUCUGUGGCCUAUAGAUUAUACCUUGGGGCACUGGCAGUUGCUUAUGGUAAGAAAAGCCUGGUCUUCCAAGGGCCUUACCCUCAGACGGUGGAGGUGAACGCACAGCUUGGACUCAUCAAAGUCACCUACAAUGAGCCCAUUGAGCUUCGGCAAUUGAAUGAUAACAUAUUUGAGGUGUGUUGCUCAGAUCAACCUGUGUGCAAGUGGAGCCCAGUGUCGAUGAAGGUAUCCAUGUACUACUCAGUGUUUCUACUCAAUACAGUUUGCCCCAAAACUGUGGGUGGCCUGCGCUAUGCAUGGAUGGAGUGGCCCUGCGAAUACAUGCUGUGUCCCUUGUACAACGUACAGAACUUGCCAGCCCCUCCAUUUAUUACGUUUGCCAAAGAUAACCCUGCCUGGAUUAUAUGGUAAACAGGGCAAUCCCAGGAGGUCUCUUGGAUCAGAGUGCCAAGGAAGGCAGAACAGAGACAGAGAUUAUUUUUUAACGAAUGUAGCAAACUUCUCAGGUCAGUAACUGCAGAGCCAAAAAUCUUCAGAUUGCGAAGAAUGGCUGUUUGCGCAUCAGAAAAGGGAAAAAUCGAAUCAGUUGAUUUUGCAAGCAGUUUCUUGCACUUUGCACCCCCCCUGAACUUUCGCCCUUAACUUUUGUGAUAACGUAACAUUUUUUAGCAACUUCACUGGGAAUCAACCAAGCCACUUAGCAAACUAUAACUACUACCUCUACUUGGUUACUUCCUUGUUUCAAUGUCAAUCAUGUUGGUGUUGGUAUAUAAAGCAGGAAAAUAUUUCAAAUGUAAGUUUUAUUAGGUAACCCAUUGGUCUUGGCCUGGCGUCAGAGAUCCUUCCGGCAACCUAUCAUAGUGCAAUAAACGUGUCUUUUGGUAGUGGCACAAAAACUGGUGAAAUCCCACCAAAGAAAGAUCUGUUGGUAGAGAUCUCCAAUUGUAAAUAGUGCUAAUCAGCAUUUAGUAUGUGAUCUGUUAUAAGGGUUUUGUAGCCUGCUGUUCUUCAUAUCAUGUUUUAGUAUCUUUCACUGUUUACAAUUUACAUGGUUCCAUGUUUGCAUUCUUCCUGAAAGCCAUUUUCCUUGUUUAUUGGCACGAAUGAGAAAUAAAUGUUGAUUUUAAAACAAAGGAAUAAAAUGAGCUGUCGGUACCUGGAAA